Epinephelus moara (kelp grouper) is the source of this 1692-nucleotide messenger RNA. RefSeq names its product relaxin-3 receptor 1-like. Gene Ontology annotation, cellular component: membrane. The transcript has a single exon. NCBI's taxonomy places the organism in Eukaryota, Metazoa, Chordata, Actinopteri, Perciformes, Serranidae. The record is from RefSeq and is a predicted model, not a curated record. Bases 103 to 1329 code for a protein of 408 amino acids. Gene Ontology annotation, biological process: G protein-coupled receptor signaling pathway; immune response. Gene Ontology annotation, molecular function: G protein-coupled receptor activity.
AUGACUGUCAGCUAAUAAACAGACAACCAGGACUUACAUUUUUAGUUGAGUAUUGGCACCAGGAGGACUAACCCUCAACAGAAUUGCCUUCAGAGCAGAAAAAUGUCAAACACUGACUUGAAGAGACUUGAGUUUUUCAACAGUAUCCUGAAUGGUUGCGGUGUAGGGCCAUCCUGUAAUAACUCUCACCUGAUUUUCAACAACACAUGCUUUGAUAAUGGGCUGGAGAUUUUUGAUGAUGAUGGAUCUCCCUGGCUAAGGAUAGUCAUCUCUGUGGUGUACUUUGUUGUGGCUACAGCCGGAGUGGUGGGGAAUUUAUUAGUGAUGUUCUUGCUGUAUUCGACUCACACCAUCACAACAGGCACCAUCAACUUCUUUGUGUUCAACCUAGCUUUGGCUCAUUUGCUGUUCUCCCUAGUCCUGCCAUUUUGGGCCAUAGACAUUGCACUGGACUACAGCUGGCCCUUUGGCCGGGCCACGUGCAAGGCUGUGUCCUUACUCACUGGGCUCAAUGUCUUUGCUAGCUGCUUUUUCCUGACAGCUAUGAGUUUGACCCGGUACUGCUAUGUGGCUACAGCUCUCAAACCCAGCGCCUCCCAGUGCAGUAGAUCUUGCACUUCUCCGGUGGCCACAAUUUUUAUCUGGGCUGGAGCACUCAUAGCAGCGGCUCCCCGUGCAGUGUUUGCAGACCUGAAAAAUGUAGGCAACGACACAGCAUGUCUGCUCCGUUUCCCAGAUGGUACAGCCUUGCUUGGAAUAAACCAGCUCCUGCGAGUGGUGCUGGGAUUUCUGCUGCCCUACGCCACCAUAAUCCUCUCCUACCUACUUCUGCUGCGCUUCCUCUGUCGGCAUAAAGUGAAGGGCAGCAACUCUCGGCGAAAGACUGAUAUUUCAAAAUCUGUGGCAGUGGUGGUGCUUUCAUUCUGUGCCUGCUGGUUCCCCUACAAUGUCCUCACGUUUUGGAGUGUCCUGAUCCAACUUGAUAUUGUUGGUAUCAGCCCCUCAUUCUACUUGGCUCAAACAUACUUUUUCCCUCUGGCCAACUGCUUGGCUUUCGCCAGCAGCUGCUUUAACCCCGUCAUCUACUGCCUGGUGAGAAAAGAAUACCGUGUUGCCCUCCAUAACAUGAUCUGCAAAUUGAGCCUGGCUUUUAUGUCCAAGAUGCCCUAUGGCAUUAAUUCUGAGGAGGCGUCGGGACAAACUGGGCAGCUGGCCAUUCCACUCAAUAACAUGUACAGCGAGACAAUCCAAACUGACACACGGAGCUAUGCACCUCUGUCAACUCUUCCAGCAGUGGUGUUCACCCUGAAAAGCCACAACCAACACUAACUCUAACUCUUAACGUUUUACACCCAUACUUUAGUUUUAGGUAACAAGGAUGGUAUACCUGUCUUUUCCUCUAAGGAUGUACAUACAGUAUGUAUAUUUCAGAUCAGUUGUUAACAAGCUGCACCACACACCUAAGCUUUUGUGGGUCUUGUAUCGUACAGUUUGAGCUUUGUGAAUGGGCUGCACUACAUGGGUCUUAUUCAGUGGAGGCACGAUAAAAGCUUUUUAGGUAAAUUCAUUCACUAAUUCACUACAAAUUUAACAACAAAUUUCUUUGUGCAAGAUUAGCCUUCUGUUACUUUUCAUCUCCAUCGUCUUAUUAUUGUUGUAUUAUUAACAUGAAAUACUAUUCGAAAGCUUAUU